AUGGACGGGGCCGCCCACAUCGCCGGUGACUCCCCGGAGGCCAACAGGGCCUCCUCCUCCGCGUCCUCGACCGACUCGGCCUCCCGGCGCUCCCGACCGCGGAAGGGGAUUCACCUGCGGCGGUGUCGGCGACUGUUGUUCGCUCGGAGAGGAGAGGGCGGCGAAGGUGACGGUAAGGACGCCGAUGACGACGUGCAGGACCUCGCACUGUCGCCGGGGAUGUCCUUCGCGGUGGUUCUCGCCCAGAGGCUCAACAUCAGGGGCCGCGUAUACCCAGCGAUGCUCCCCGUCGACGGCAACAAAGUCCCCGAAAAGGUUUGGAAGGGGAUCACUGAUGGGGAGUUCAAUGUGCUGGACACAUUUGAAGAUGAACAGUAUGUGAGGGAAGUUGUUGGCAUCUCACUGACUGAUUCGGCGGAUACAAUGAUGGCCUAUGCAUACAUAUGGGGGAAUGUAGAUGAUCCUGACCUCUAUAGUGAAUGGGAUUUUGACGUGAGUAUUUCCCUUCAUGCUAAUUGUAAGCAUUUUCCAUAUAUUGAUUGA
Triticum dicoccoides is the source of this 543-nucleotide messenger RNA. RefSeq lists its product as uncharacterized. The transcript has 4 exons. The record is from RefSeq and is a predicted model, not a curated record. Lineage: Eukaryota; Viridiplantae; Streptophyta; Magnoliopsida; Poales; Poaceae. The coding region runs from base 1 to 543 and encodes 180 amino acids.